This is a messenger RNA of Nyctereutes procyonoides (raccoon dog), 3495 nucleotides long. RefSeq names its product short chain dehydrogenase/reductase family 42E, member 1 (gene SDR42E1). Gene Ontology annotation, molecular function: 3-beta-hydroxy-Delta5-steroid dehydrogenase (NAD+) activity. Gene Ontology annotation, biological process: steroid biosynthetic process. The record is from RefSeq and is a predicted model, not a curated record. Lineage: Eukaryota; Metazoa; Chordata; Mammalia; Carnivora; Canidae. Bases 139 to 1320 code for a protein of 393 amino acids. The transcript has 3 exons.
CCGGGGUCGGGAGGGCGGCCGCGGCUCCGGGGGGACCCGGCCCGGCCCGGCCGGCGGAGCGCCCAGGGCGGCUGCGGGCGCCCCUGUCCCCAGCGCGCGGCGGCGGCGGCAGGUCCAGUGAUCUUUUGACUGCCACAUAUGGAGGCCCAAAAAUCUCCAAAGGAAACUGUCCUCAUUACAGGAGGAGGUGGCUAUUUUGGUUUCCGCCUGGGCUGUGCUCUGAACCAGAAAGGAUUCCACGUGAUUCUGUUUGAUAUCAGCAGCCCCACUCAUUCCAUUCCAGAAGGAAUCGAGUUCAUCCGUGGAGACAUUCGCCACCUCUCUGAUGUGGAGAAAGCCUUCCAGGAUGCAGAUGUCACGUGUGUGUUCCAUAUUGCCUCUUACGGCAUGUCAGGGCGGGAGCAACUGAAUCGAAGCCUGAUAGAAGAAGUCAAUGUCGGGGGCACAGACAACAUCCUCCAGGUUUGCAGGAGGAGAGGGGUGCCAAGAUUAGUUUACACUAGUACUUUCAAUGUCAUCUUUGGAGGUCAAGUAAUCAGAAAUGGAGAUGAAUCUCUGCCUUACCUACCUCUUCACCUCCAUCCCGAUCACUACUCUCGGACGAAAUCUAUUGCAGAGAAGAAGGUGCUGGAGGCCAGUGGUACCACCCUGGUGAGAAGUGAUGGUGUCUUAAGAACCUGUGCUCUGAGACCAGCUGGCAUAUAUGGGCCUGGAGAGCAAAGGCACCUUCCCAGGAUAGUGAGCUACAUUGAGAGGGGUCUGUUCAAGUUUGUGUAUGGGGAUCCUAGGAGCCUGGUGGAAUUUGUCCACGUGGAUAACUUGGUACAGGCUCACAUUCUGGCCUCCGAGGCUCUGAAAGCUGACAAGGGUCACAUUGCCUCUGGGCAACCCUACUUCAUCUCAGAUGGCAGACCUGUAAACAACUUUGAGUUCUUCCGGCCUUUGGUUGAGGGCCUGGGCUACACAUUCCCGUCUGUCCGCUUGCCGUUGACCCUCAUCUACUGCUUUGCUUUCCUAACAGAAAUGGUUCACUUCAUUUUAGGGCGACUAUAUAAUUUCCAGCCCUUCCUCACCCGCACAGAAGUUUACAAAACUGGCGUCACCCAUUACUUCAGCCUAGACAAGGCCAAGAAAGAGCUAGGUUAUGAGGCUCAGCCAUUUGACCUCCAGGACGUAAUCGAUUGGUUUAAAGCGCAUGGUCAUGGCAGAAGUUCUGGGAAUCGUGACUCUAAAUGUCUUGUUUGGGAUGGGCUGAUGGUCUUUCUCUUGGCCAUGGCAGUUCUCACAUGGCUGCCUCCUUCUGCAGUUCUGUCACUAUGAGGGAACUAGAAAUAAGGAGCUGAUCACACUUGCUGUGAUGGUUUUCAAGAAAUACAGGUUUAAAAUCACUAUAUAGGGGCACCUGGACGGCUCAGUUGGUGAAGCAUCUGCCUUCGGCUCGGGUCAUGAUCCUGGAGUCCCGGGAUCGAGUCCCGUAUGGGGCUCCCAGCUCAGUAGGGAGUCUGCUGCUUCCUCUCCUCCCCACUUGUGCUCUCUCUCUCUCGCUAUCUCUGGUGCUAUCUCUGUCUCUCUCAAAUAAGAUCUUCAAAAAAAUAAAAUUUCUAUCUAGAUCUAAAUAUAUCUAUAUAUAGAUUUCAAAUAGAAAUAGAUACGUGGUAGCGAGUUUUGGCUCUUCAAAUUGCUUCUUAAGAAUAGAUUCUUGGAUUAAGUCUUCAUUUCUUACCUUCUUGCACUAAUCCUGAGGGGAGAAAAAAAGAAGCAAAGACAAGUUUGAAAUGUAGUUUCUUGUAUCCUUAUCCUUUAGAUAAGUACAGUAGAAGUCAUAUUGGUGCCACAGAGCCAGAAUGAGGAAGAUUGGAAAUGUCUUGAAUUUCUCUGAGCCAAAGAUGUACUUAUUUCUGUUCCCUAUACUCUGCAUCCACUUAAAAUAGACUAAAAUGUGCACUGAUACGGGAAUGGCAAAACACUAACAGGCUUGAGUAUGUGUGAAAGACACCAAAUUGGGUCAGAUCCCUGCAGACCAAGCCUCUGAGGAGAUGGUGGCUGUUGAGAGGCAUUAACUAGUCAUUCCUGUAGGGUUUAGGAAUGAGUUUUUACCCUUUAUAACAUCAGGGCGUUGUACCCAUGUGACCACAUGGUAAUGUUUGAUUUUUAAGCAAACAGAACCUUGUCUUACCUCAUAGGAUUCUUUUGAGGAUUAAAUUCAACAAGGCACAUAAAGUGCCCCUCAACACAAGCAAGCCGUUGUUUUUGUUAAUGUCCUUGCUAUACAUUCCUUAUAAGGGUUUUCUUCCUCAGGGUUCAGAGGGUGCUGUUGCCACCAACCUUCCAGGAAUGUCUUUGUGGUAAGCCCUCAGAGUUUGUAACAAGCAUGUUUGAAUAUACUCAGUGUGUGUAAGGUUCUGGUCUCUGAGCAGAGAUGGAAGUUUAGGAAACAACUACAAAUCUGAUUAAGGAAGAUGAUCAAGCUAAUGAUGCCAUAUGGAAUUUAAAAGUGAAACCUAACUCUCAACUAAUAGAGUGGCUUUCUUCUGGGAAGACAUUGGGUUCUCUGAAGGCAACUUCCAGUGAGGAAUGUUUUGAAUAAUGGUGUUACUGUGUAGCCACCCUGGAGGACUGCUGUGGACAGCAUCCAAAUUGCACUGUUGCACAGAAACCAAAGGGAAAAGAAGAGAAUCUUUAUCUGUUCCAUGAUUUCGGCUUCAGAAAAGAUAGUAUUGGGACGCCUGGGUUGCUCAGCGGUUGAGCGCCUGCCUUCGGCCCAGGGCAUGAUCCUGGAGUCCUGGGAUCAAGUCCCACAUCAGGCUCCCUGCAUGGAGCCUGCUUCUCCCUCUGCCUGUGUCUCUGCCUCUCUCUCUCUCUCUCUCUCUCUCUCUCUCUCUCUCUCUCUCUCUGUCUCAGGAAUAAAUAAAUAAAAUCUUUAAAAAAGGGGAUCCCUGGGUGGCGCAGCGGUUUGGCGCCUGCCUUUGGCCCAGGGCGCGAUCCUGGAGACCCGGGAUCGAAUCCCACGUCAGGCUCCCGGUGCAUGGAGCCUGCUUCUCCCUCUGCCUGUGUCUCUGCCUCUCUCUCUCUCUGUGACUAUCAUAAAUAAAUAAAAAUUAAAAAAAUUAAAAUCUUUAAAAAAAAACAGUAUCAAAGCAUAAGGCAGAUAGAUUACUGUGGAAGGUUACAUUAGAGUCGUGUUGAGAUUACUUGUAGGAAAAGGAAGCUAGAUGAAUACUCCCUGUCUGGUAAGUGCUACCUGGAUGUUUUGGAAAUAAUGCUCAACCUGAUAUGAGAAGACCUGCAACCAUGAAUGAAAUAUUGUGUAGCCUUAAUCUAGUAACUGAAGCCUCUUACUUUCCUCAUUUCCUCAUGGGAAUGACUUGUAUUUGCCUUUUCUACAAACCCACCCAUCUCACAGCAUUUGUUGUAUCAAAUAAGAUGUCAUUAAAGCACUUUUAAUCUAUAAAUCGCAAAAUAAAUAGGUGAUGGUAGCGAUCACUUCUGAUGAAA